ACCUCAGAGGCUACGCCCCUUUCCUUCCGCUUCCGGUCUUUCUCCAGUCAUUCAGCCCUGCACCCCAGUUCCGGCGCCGCAGGGUCUGGGUUCCGGGUUCGUUUCCCCGGUUUCCGGGCCGGGCUGGUGUCUCCCGCUGCCGGGCGGAGCGGCGGCCCUCGGGUGUCGGGACUCGCCGGCCGAGCUCCCGCAGGUCCCGUGGCUCCCCGCCGGCCCGGUCUCGGGUCGCGUCGCCUUCCCCCCCAAUGGAGUCCCAGUGCGACUACUCGAUGUAUUUCCCGGCCGUGCCGCUGCCGCCACGCGCCGAGCUGGCUGGGGACCCGGGCCGGUACCGGGCGCUGCCCCGGCGCAACCAUCUAUACCUGGGGGAGACGGUCCGCUUCCUGCUGGUGCUGCGCUGCCGGGGCGGCGCGGGGCCCGGCGUCGGGGGAGGCGCGGGCUUGGCAUCCCGAGGGGCCUGGACCGAGCUGGCGACAGCCCUGGCCGCCCUGGCCUCGGUCAGCGCCGGAGGGGGCAUCCCGGGGGGCGGCGGCGCCGGCGACCAGGAUGCCGAGCCCCCGGGGGGAGGGGACCCAGGGGGCGGAGGCUUGUUUCGAGGCUGCAGCCCCCUUCUCACUCACGGCCCGGGCCCUUCUACCUCAGGGGGAGCGACCACGCUGCCUGUGGAAGAACCGAUCGUGUCCACAGAUGAGGUCAUUUUCCCACUCACUGUUUCACUGGAUAGACUGCCCCCAGGGACACCCAAGGCCAAGAUUGUAGUGACCGUGUGGAAGCGUGAGGUUGAGGCACCGGAAGUCAGAGAUCAAGGCUACCUGCGCUUGCUACAGACUCGAUCUCCUGGGGAGACUUUCCGCGGAGAACAGAGCGCCUUCAAGGCCCAAGUGAGCACCCUGCUGACGCUGCUUCCCCCUCCAGUUCUGAAAUGCCGGCAGUUCACUGUGGCUGGAAAACACUUGACCGUGCUCAAGGUGCUGAACAGCUCCUCCCAGGAGGAGAUCUCCAUCUGGGAUAUCCGAAUCCUCCCCAACUUCAAUGCCAGUUAUCUCCCUGUCAUGCCUGAUGGCUCUGUACUGCUGGUGGACAAUGUCUGUCACCAGUCGGGGGAAGUCUCCAUGGGCUCCUUCUGUCGGCUUCCUGGUACCUCUGGCUACUUCCCUUGUCCUCUUAGUGCCCUGGAGGAACACAACUUCCUGUUUCAGCUGAGAGGGGGUGAGCAGCCCCCUCCUGGGGCCAAGGAGGGUCUUGAAGUCCCCUUGAUUGCCGUGGUUCAGUGGUCCACCCCAAAACUGCCCUUCACCCAGAGCAUCUACACCCACUACCGCCUGCCCAGUGUCCGCCUAGACCGCCCCUGCUUUGUGAUGACCGCUUCUUGUGAAUCCCCUGUUCGGACCUACGAGCGUUUCACUGUCACCUACACGCUGCUCAACAACCUCCAAGACUUCCUUGCUGUGAGGCUUGUGUGGACCCCGGAGCACGCACAGGCUGGAAAGCAGCUGUGUGAAGAGGAGCGCCGGGCCAUGCAAGCAGCCCUGGACUCCAUCGUCUGCCACACACCCCUCAAUAACCUUGGCUUCUCCCGGAAGGGCAGCGCGCUUACCUUCAGUGUGGCCUUCCAGGCUCUGAGGACGGGGCUCUUUGAGCUGAGCCAGCACAUGAAACUGAAGCUGCAGUUCACUGCCAGUGUGUCCCACCCUCCGCCGGAGGCCCGGCCCCUGUCCCGCAAGAGCAGUCCCAGCAGCCCUGCCGUCCGCGACCUGGUGGAAAGACACCAGGCCAGCCUAGGCCGCUCUCAGUCCUUCUCCCACCAGCAGCCUUCCCGUAGCCACCUCAUGAGGUCUGGCAGCGUGAUGGAGCGCAGGGCCAUCACACCCCCUGUGGCCUCCCCUGUUGGUCGUCCCCUCUACCUGCCCCCGGACAAGGCUGUGCUUUCUCUAGACAAGAUUGCCAAGCGCGAGUGUAAAGUCCUGGUGGUGGAGCCUGUCAAGUAGCACCAGUCUGCUCACUCAGCUCUGGACACUCCAGAAACCCUAAGCCCCCGGAGGGCUCCUUGUUCCCAGGCUGCGCCUCCCACUGUAGGCAGAGAGGCCCUGCACGGCUGUCUGUCUGUGUCUGCUGCUGAGGGAUAAGGGCAGAAGCUGUGAAAUGGGCAGCAUGGCUGCAGCUCAGCCAACAGUAUUCCCCAAGUUCUCGUGGGGGGCUGGCCCCACCCCAGCAGGGCAAGGGCCGCAGGCGCUCCCUUGCCCCAGCCCUUCACUUGUCCCGAGUUUACAGAGUAUUCUCCUUCCUGUUCAAUCCUCUCUGCCUCUGAAAUUCCCUUCCACCCACCCGCAGGGCUGAGAUUAGAGGGUGGUAGUGGUAAAGGGACCCCAACAAUGACAAUGACUCUCCUGUCUCAGGGGUUGGGGACAUAGCUAGGUGGCCUCUUUCUGCCCCUCAUGUUUACGUUGGCAGCCUGAAGCACUUUAAGUUCUGUUUUCUUGGUUUUUUUGUCUGUUCCUGUAACUUAUUCUCUUGACUCCAUCUCCAACUGAAGUAAACUAUUAAACGCUCUU
Molecule: messenger RNA, 2552 nt
Organism: Chionomys nivalis (European snow vole)
Lineage: Eukaryota; Metazoa; Chordata; Mammalia; Rodentia; Cricetidae
Gene: Trappc14
Product: trafficking protein particle complex subunit 14
Exons: 11
Coding region: 246-1988 (580 amino acids)
Biological process (GO): cilium assembly
Cellular component (GO): TRAPPII protein complex
Molecular function (GO): alpha-tubulin binding
Source: RefSeq, a predicted model, not a curated record